AUGGCCCAGCCUGCGGGUCGCAGGAGGCCCGGGACCCUGGGGUCUCCUGUGCGCAGCAUCCGGCCCUUCAAGUCCAGUGAGCAGUACCUGGAGGCCAUGAAGGAAGACCUGGCCGAGUGGCUUCACGAUCUUUAUGGGCUGGACAUCGACGCAGCCAACUUCCUGCAGGUGCUGGAGACUGGCCUGGUGCUGUGCCAGCACGCCAACACCAUCACCGAGGCUGCCCUGGCCUUCCUGGCCAAGGCGCCUGCCAGAGCCCAGAGGAUUCCCAUGCCCCGGGCUGGGGUCUCCUGCAAUGGGGCCGCCCAGCCAGGCACCUUCCAGGCCAGAGACAAUGUCUCCAACUUCAUCCAGUGGUGUCGCAAGGAGAUGGGCAUCCAAGAGGUGCUGAUGUUCGAGACCGAGGACCUGGUGCUGCGCAAGAACGUGCGGAACGUGGUGCUGUGUCUGCUGGAGCUGGGCCGCCGGGCCUGGCGCUUCGGCGUCGCGGCGCCCACCCUGGUGCAGCUGGAGGAGGAGAUUGACCAGGAGCUGCGGCGGGAGCGGGCCCUGCCCGCGCCCGGCCCGCCGCCGCCCGCGCCCCCCGAGAGGAUGGAGCUCACCACCCCCCACCCCCACCCACAGGUGCAGAGCCUGGUGAGCCACUGCACAUGCCCAGUGCAGUUCUCCAUGGUCAAGAUGUCUGAGGGCAAGUAUCGUGUGGGGGACUCCAACACCCUCAUCUUCAUCCGGAUUCUCCGGAACCACGUGAUGGUACGUGUGGGGGGCGGCUGGGACACACUGGGCCAUUAUCUGGACAAACAUGACCCCUGCCGGUGCUCCUCUCUCUCACACAAACCCGGCAGCUUCCUGAAGCCCCCAGCCCCGCCGGUGCAGCAUGAAGUGAGGGUGCAGGACGGACCCUCGCAGCCCCAGCCUACAAUGACUGUCAGCCGUUCCCAGAGCCCACUGCCCCCCGUGGACUGGAAGACAUAUACCUCUUCAGGCCGAAAGCUGAGGUCCCCUACCCCCUCCUCCCCCAGGCCCCGCAGUGAGCGGGGAGCAGGGGCAGGGGCCCUCGGAGAGAUGGCACCGUUCCUGAGGUGCCAGGAGAGGUCUCCCACACCAUCUCAAAGUCAGCUGACAGCUGAGGACAGCUCACCCAGUCCCCAAUUCUCAUCUAUCUAUAGGGGCCGAGACCCACAAUAUACCUCAUCAGGGAAGAGGGAGGACAGAUACCCCCCUGAACUCCCCAGGAGAAGGAUUCCCACGUCUUGGGUUCAUGAGCAAACCCAUGCCAGGACCCCCACCCCCCAAAGACUCCAAGUCCCUGAGGCCAUCACCAAAGGGAUGUCAGCAAGAGAACCAUGUUCCUUGCCUCAUUCCUGUAGCCCAGCCAAGGCCCUGGGCCUCAGGCUGCCACUCUGGGAUGAGGCUGAGGGUGCUUCCUCCCAGCUCAGGGAGCCAGCAUCUGUUCAAUCUCCAUCCCCUGUUAAAGAACUCACCAAUAUCCCCAUCCGUCUACCUCCUGGCCGCCCCCCAACACCAGGAAGAAGCUUUUCAAGUACUGCAAGUGGAAGUCCCAGGACAGAACUUGGGAGAGGAUCCAUCAUCCCAUUAAGGGCCAUCACUGGAGACUUGGCUGUGUCCAGGCAUGAGGACUGCUCUGUGGAAGGGACUCGGGGGGACCUGAAGCUAGACAUCCAGGUCACCGCAGAGGCCAGGGAGCCCCGGUGUCUGGGCCCACAGGAACAGGAGGGUAGGUCCACACCCCAGCCCCUGCAUAGGACCAGGGAGAAAGUCAUCUACAAUAGCCUUGAAGAGGAGAUUUUGGUCAACAUGAAGCUGCUAGAGGUGGCGGGUGCCUGUCCCAAGGGCACAGAGUCUGGGGUUAUCCCUCGCAGUGGAGUCUAUGUCCCCAGCCUGGGUGGUCAGUGGCCUGAGCCUGGGGAUCCUUAUGACAAAGUCAUCCAAGAACUGUCUCGGGGUCCCCCACCCCUUAUGAAAGUGGAUCUGGAAGCCUGGAAGACUGCCCCUAGAGGCCCCCCUAAGCUAGCUGUUACUGCAGGCCCAGGAAGCCCAAAAGGGAUGCUGGGAGCCGAAGAGAGUGGGUCAAGGACAAAGGCAAGCCUGAGUGCCACCGGUGCCAGCCUAAGGAAGGUCCUACCUCAAGGAGGACACAAUUGCUCAGCCCCUAUGGAGUCUACCAGCCCAGAGGUCCCCCCACCUUCACCCUCAAAUCCCAGCUCUGACAAAGCCAAGGCACGUCUGGGCAAGGUCAAGAGGACCCUCCGGAAACCCCAGAGAGUCCCUUCCAUCUACAAACUGAAGCUGAGGCCCAAGAUCCGGCCCCGGAGAGACCACAGGCCUGAGAAGCAACCUUCAAGAAUCCCCAAGCCACUGACCUACCUCUGCCUGGGUCCAGCCAGGCCGCUCCCCAGGGGCAGGCUGUUGAGAGCUGUACCGGACAGCAAGGGAGGGGAGGCCUCCCGGGAGGAUGGAGCUUCAGCAGGCGAGAAGGAGGAUGAAGAAAAGACGAGCGAGCUGUCCACUCUGUUGGAGAGCAGCCCUCAGCCUUCAGAGGGCCUGGGGCCUCAGCUUGAGCAAGCCCCACUCCCAUCUGAGGAGGAGUCCUGGGUCUGA
Carlito syrichta (Philippine tarsier) is the source of this 2622-nucleotide messenger RNA. RefSeq names its product growth arrest specific 2 like 2 (gene GAS2L2). Gene Ontology annotation, molecular function: cytoskeletal adaptor activity; actin filament binding; microtubule binding. Gene Ontology annotation, cellular component: stress fiber; actin filament; cytoplasm. The transcript has 6 exons. NCBI's taxonomy places the organism in Eukaryota, Metazoa, Chordata, Mammalia, Primates, Tarsiidae. The record is from RefSeq and is a predicted model, not a curated record. The coding region runs from base 1 to 2622 and encodes 873 amino acids. Gene Ontology annotation, biological process: microtubule bundle formation; actin crosslink formation; protein localization to microtubule plus-end.